Molecule: messenger RNA, 498 nt
Organism: Penaeus indicus
Lineage: Eukaryota; Metazoa; Arthropoda; Malacostraca; Decapoda; Penaeidae
Product: aromatic-L-amino-acid decarboxylase-like
Exons: 3
Coding region: 1-498 (165 amino acids)
Biological process (GO): serotonin biosynthetic process; amino acid metabolic process; catecholamine metabolic process
Cellular component (GO): cytoplasm
Molecular function (GO): aromatic-L-amino-acid decarboxylase activity; pyridoxal phosphate binding
Source: RefSeq, a predicted model, not a curated record
AUGAUAGAGCUUCCAUCUUCACCAGUUGCCCUUCUGCAUGCUUCUUCCACCUGUACAAUUAUAUUUUACUUGUACUGUUUUCAGGUAACACAUUGGCCUUCCCCGCAGUUUCACGCUUACUUCCCAGUUGCCAACAGUUACCCUUCCCUGCUGGCGGACAUGCUGUGUGGCGCCAUUGGCUGCAUUGGUUUCAGUUGGAAUUCUUCGCCCGCGUGCACGGAGCUCGAAGUUGUCAUGAUGGACUGGCUCGGCCAACUGUUAGACUUACCCAAGGAAUUCCUGGCAGCCUCUGGGGGAACGGGUGGAGGCGUUAUUCAGGGAUCAGCCAGCGAAUCGACACUGGUGGCCAUGCUGUCUGCUCGCUCCAAGAUCACCAAGACCCUUGAGGAGACAUUCCCCGACUGUGACCCUUCCAUCGUUACCAAGCUCGUCUGCUAUUCCUCAGGUGGGUUGUUUUGUUGCCUUGUUGCCCUGUCAAUGUUGUCUUUUGAACUCUGA